Chelmon rostratus (copperband butterflyfish) is the source of this 4854-nucleotide messenger RNA. It is a transcript of the gene espn, whose product is annotated as espin. Bases 1 to 2751 code for a protein of 916 amino acids. Gene Ontology annotation, cellular component: cytoplasm. The record is from RefSeq and is a predicted model, not a curated record. Gene Ontology annotation, molecular function: actin filament binding. The transcript is spliced from 15 exons. Gene Ontology annotation, biological process: actin filament bundle assembly. Lineage: Eukaryota; Metazoa; Chordata; Actinopteri; Chaetodontiformes; Chaetodontidae.
AUGGUGGUGGAGGGGGACAGGGCGCUGCUGGCCGCGAGGCAGGGGGACGUGCAGACUCUCAAAGUGCAAUUAACGGCGAAGGCGCUCACCGGCGACAUCAAGGAUGUGCUGGGCGCCUCGCCGGUCCACCACGCAGCCCGGGCCGGGAAACUAGCCUGCCUGCGGUUCCUGGUGGAGGAGGCAGGAUUGCCGGGCAACUGCGUGGCGAACAACGGAGCGAGCCCGGCGCAUGAUGCAGCAGCCACCGGCAACCUGGCCUGCUUACAGUGGCUGCUGACCCAGGGUGGAUGUCGGCCAGAGCACAGGGACAGUUCUGGUGCCACCGUUCUCCACCUUGCAUCCCGCUUCAGUCACCACGAGGUCACUGACUGGCUGCUGAAGAGUGGGGAGGCGGACCCCGGGGCCUCCACCGAUACAGGCGCCCUGCCCGUUCACUAUGCUGCUGCCAAGGGAGACCUGCCCUCUCUCCGACUGUUACUGGGGCACAGCCCAAAUGUUGUCAACUCCCAAACUAAGAAUGGUGCCACGCCGCUUUACCUGGCCUGCCAGGAGGGUCAUCUCGAGGUCGUCCAAUACCUGGUCAAGGAUUGUGGGGCGGAUCCAAGCAUCAGAGCCAAUGACGGGAUGACACCUCUGCAUGCUGCUGCCCAGAUGGGCCACAACACAGUCAUUGUCUGGCUGAUGAGUUUCACGGAGAUCAGCCUGACAGACAGGGAUGGUGACGGGGCCACGGGCAUGCACUUUGCAGCCAGUAGGGGCCACGCAAAGGUGCUCAGCUGGCUGUUGCUGCACGGCGGAGAGAUCGUCACUGACAACUGGGGAGGGACCCCGCUUCACGACGCUGCAGAGAACGGUGAACUGGAGUGCUGUCAGAUCCUUGUGGUCAAUGGGGUGGACCUGGGCAUCAAGGACCAGGACGGCUUCACAGCAGCAGACCUGGCCGAAUACAACGGCCACUCCCAGUGUGCCAAGUAUCUGCGCACAGUGGAGAACAUGAGUGUGGAGCACCGGGUUUUGUCUCGGGACCCCUCAACGGACCUUGAGUACAAGCAGCCGGACUCGGGCCUCUCAUCCCCAAACACCACCAUGCCCCCUGCCAGUCAGGCACCACACUUUGGCAUCAGUUCACCAUCCAGCUCCCUGUCCAACUACGACUCAGCCAACUCCAGCCAGUCCAGCACUGGGGAGAAAAGGAGCAGCUUAACGACGUCACGAGGCCCACCUGCUCAGCUGAACACAGUAGCGCACACAGGUGCAUCAGAGUCAGCCAUCUCAGACAUGCAAGCGUAUAUGGACAUGCUAAACCCAGACAUCGGCUCGGACAUGCCCAAGAAGGAUGAGAUACCUGCUGAUGCCACCUCCAAACCCCCGCCACCACCAACCUAUCCACCCCCACCUCCCCCACAGUCUCCCCCGGCGCUCCCACCACCCCCGAGCUACCCAGCGCCACAGCCCCCUAAGGAGCCGUCGUCAGCAGAGUUCCUGAAGGUGAAAAGCAACCUGCGGCACGUGGAAAGCAGCACCAGCAAAAGGGAGCAGCUGACUCCUGGAGAAAGUCACGACAAACUGCGGCGUGUGGAUUCAAACAGGAAGUCAAGGAGCUUCAGCAAGCAGCCCAGCACUGGGGACUACUACAAGACCCUGGGCAGCGACACAGCCGAGCCCCGAGGGAGCAAAGGCAUGGCGCCCAACGAGGAGGGCUCCGUGUUAUUGGAAGAGCCUACGGACAGCCCCGCCCACAGCUCUGAGAAUGGCACCACAGAAGAAUCAGUCGCGCCCCCACCUCCUCCACCUCCACCCCCUCUUCCCCCAAGCAACCCGACGCCAACACCCCCUCCUCCUCCUCCACUGCCCCCAGAGACGCCAACCACCCAGAAUCACUCUGCCAGUAGCACCUCCACCAACCAACGACGUCCUUCUUCCUCAUCAGGAAGCGGUGAAAUGUCUGCCUCUCAGGCAGAGGGAGGGGCACCAAGACAAAUGAAGAGCACAAAAUCUUUCAACAUGAUGUCCCCCACUGGUGACAACUCAGAGCUGCUGGCAGAGAUCAAAGCAGGGAAGAGCCUCAAGCCCACACCUCACAGUAAAGGCUACACCACUGUCUUUUCCAGCAGCGGACCCACAGGCAACAAUGGAAACACUGCAUCUCCACCAGAGACCCGCACAUCAAGCCCACCACCCAAGCCGCUAUCCCCUCCACCAUCCAAUACCUCUGUCUCCUCCCCACCCACCACCCCCAGUCCGAGCCCCAGUCCAACUGGCUCCGGAUCUGCCAGGACCAUGUCGACUUCUGCGAGCUACGAUCAGCUGUCCUCCAACUCUGUGAUCAAUGGGAACAGUGGUGGCGGCACAGCAGGAGCGGAGUCGGGGCGUAAGAUGAGCCUUGCAGAUGUGGAGGCGCUAGUGCCCACUCAUGACGAACAGGGGAAAGCCAUCCCAGAAUGGAAGAGGCAGGUGAUGGUGCGAAAGCUUCAGGUCAAGAUGCAAGAAGAGGAGGAGCACAAGCGCAAGGCUGAAGAAGAGGCUGCACGCCUGGCAUCGAUGCCAGCCUGGAGGAGAGACAUGAUGAAGAAGAAAAUGGAUGAAGAGAGGGAACAAAAAAGAAAAGCAGAACAGCAGGCCAAACAGGCCAAGGAGAUAGAGGAGAAGACCGAGCUGGAGCGACUACGGACCCUGGGCUACGACGAGACCAAGCUGGCCCCCUGGCAGCGACAGAUCAUUCUGAAGAAAGGGGAUAUAGCCAAACAGUGAACUGGGCCCUCUCCCCCUCCUUCGCCCUCCCUCACACACCCACCCCAAGGCCUUGACUAAACACCUGCCCUUCCCUGAUCCUCCACCCUGCACUGUACACUGGACAGUGGGGGAGAGUUUCUCUCCUUUAAACCCUGUCUCACUCUUCAGCCUCCAGAAACACAGGACCAUGCUGUGGUUGCUUCUGUCCACACCGGCUUUGAGGUUCAGCUGGGGUGAAACACAGCGGUGAAACACCUCCCAUUGAAAGUCUCAUGGACACAAACUCUUGGUCUUUUAGUGCUAAAACCCUAGACAUUUGCUAUAAAUGCAUGUGUCCUUAAUGAAAUUAAAUGAUAUAUAGGAUCUAUCCGUUUGCUUUCCUGCAAAUCAACACAAGCUAUUUCACAUAGAUUUACUCAAACAAAGAGGUAGCUGAUAGCUGGAGGAGAUGGGGGAAAAGCCUGUCAUUGCAUGUAUAAUUUCCCUUCAUUAGCCGCACUCACCAUUAUGUAAUGAAUGGAAAAGUAGCUCUAUAACAGUUGUGUCAUCUAAAGAUGGCAUGGACAUACUCAGCAAAGGCUUAUUAAACCCUGAAGCAGCUAAUGCAUUAUGUUUGUAGACAAUAUCACAUCUUUAUCAUGUUGUAUACAUAGUCAUGAGAUUUUUGUAUCAAGCUCAUAGAAGCACUUUCUAAAUGGCUUCAUUUUAUUGCCAGAGUUGUAAUCCUAACACUGCUAAUCUGUUUCUUUAGAUGAGCUUGUUGUCAUUUCUCUGUGAAUUUUGGAAUAUCGAUAUAUAUCCUAUUUUAAAUAAUGUAAAGAUUAUGUAGCUGUGCAAAUUGAAUUUUAUUAAUUUUCACCGGACAAAAGCUGCAAUAUUCCAAUCUAAGUUUUCUACAUGUGACCUAAAUGUUAAGAUGUUGUGAUUAUGAAUGUCAAACAUUGUGUGCAUGUGUCGGGCAUGUUGUGAUUUAGUAGAAAGCACAUUUGACCCCAGGGCCCUGGAUUUUCAGUGAAAAACAAAAGAAAGAUGCAAUCCUGCUAGGUUUCCAUUUGAACAUGGCCUUUUUCAAACAAAACAUGCACCUGUGAAGAGCCGCAUCUUACACCAGACAUCUCAGCUGCACACUGAAUAUUGCAGAAGUAGAGAAAAGUCAUCAGUUUGUCUUGUGUCCUGUUCCGGCCUUUGUCCCACUAACCUGGAGGAUAAAUCUUUGAUGAGCCGAUCUGCUUACAGAAUGCAGAGUGUGCCCUGUCGGCCAGAAACAGCUGUAACAUCUAAAAUGUACUGUUCUUUAGAUAAUGCCAGCUGUGUAUUAGUAAUCUGCAGCUGCUAGUAUGAAGAGUCCAGUUGUCUUUGGUUUAAACAUGUCAUUAUAAACAAGAUGAGCAAGACUUAUACAAUGUACUGUAUAAUUCACUCUAGAUAUUCUGGAUAUUCUUCAGAUAAUUUUUACAUGACACAAAUGGCAGGCUGAUCAUUAUACAGCUAUUUUAUUCAUAAUUUCUCCAGUCUAAACAGUUCCUUCCAGUCCCAGGUUUUGAAGCAGUAAUAGAAUUUGCUGGGCUUGGAAUCAUCAAUUUGGGGCUAAAUACAUGGGAAAUCGGUGUUGAAUGUUUUUUUUGGCAGAAUUGAGGAGACACAUUUUAAAUGUUAGCAGAGCAGGAAUUUGUCCAAUGAUAAUUAAAAGUAAAUGGACCUCACAAUCAUGCUGGAUGUCCUUUGCUGAGUGUGACACAUAAGUAUUCCCACAUCAUGGAAAAUUUUCCCUAUGUUUACUACAUUUAUGUCGGAUGUACAUUUUUACAAUUAUAGGGUACCAAGCUUACACAUCAUGUCAUCAACAAAGACAUGGUCCUGGUUGGGGAAUGAUUUGGAAAUAUUCUAAUUCACUGUCAUCGGAUGCCAUAUGAUGUUGAAAUUGAAAAUGAUGCAAACUUCAUUGCCAUUUGAUUUUCUAUAUAUAUAUUUCAACUCUGUAUAUAGUGACCCUCUCAGAAUUUUGUCAUUUCAUUGUUUCCAUAUCGCAUUAUAUUACAUGUCUCACCCUUGCUUGAAUAGAAUGUUGGCUCAUUCAUGUAUAAUUAUAUUUUCAAGACUGUUAAAAAAUGAAGACAAUAA